AAGCAUGUUUGCUCAAUCUGUUUUGGCCUGGGCACGGGUUCUGCGCUGAAGAUAGUUAGUUCUUGCAGCGCCAUCCUGGCACACCACAAGAGUGUUGCGAGACUCUGGUUCACCCUCAAUGCCUGCGCCUCGGCCCGAGCAACAAUCUACCACUGCGGCUUCUAAAGCAGCCAGUCGUUCAGUGCGGAUAAUAUUGGCAGUAUCUUGGGUGUGCGGCGACAAAUGCGGCCUGAUGCGCGACUGCUGGCACUGAUACUGGUCUACUUCACCGUGUUCGUGGACAUCCUUGGCGUGGGGCUGCUCAUCCCCGUGCUGCCCUUCCUGGUCGGCACCAGGCCAAAUCCUGAUGCGUUCGCCCCGGCUUCUAUGUUCAACCUCAAGCCUGGGGCCGCUAUGGCAUUGACGCUGGUCUCGUACAACGGCGCACAGUUCGUCUCGGUCCUCGUGAACGGGCCGCUCUCCGACCGCUUCGGACGGGUUCCCUUGCUCCUGUCAUCGACAAUCGGCGGGGCCAUCGGAUAUGCACUGCAGGGGGUCACAAUCGCAGUCGGCAACUUCCCGCUGUUUAUUGCCGCACGAUUGCUCACAGGGCUUUUCGGCGGCUCCCGUGCGGCCGCCGUUGCGUACAUUGCGGACUCAUCGUCGCCCGCAGAGCGGCCGAGGCUGAUGGGCCUGCUCGCUCUUGCGGUGACGCUGGGGUUCCAGAUCGGCCCCGUUGUGGGUGGAUCGCUCGGCUCAAUACACUUGGCGUUGCCGUGCUAUUCUGCUAGUGGCGUCUCUGCGGUUGGCACUUGUCUUGUCUAUUGCUUCGUCGCGGAGCCAGGCUCCGCGGGUGGGCCACGCGGGCACCGCGGCGGUGGCGCGGGCGAUGUGCAGCCCAGUUAUAAGACGGCGUUCGCACUGAAUUUGGUGCUCAGUUUUUGCACUGGCUUCUGGAUUAUGUCGCAGCUCCUCGGUUUCGCUCUCCUCAUGCCAGAGAGGUUCAAUUUCGACCCGAACAAGGUUGGUCUUGCGUCGCUGGGCGACGGAUUGAUGAUCCUCUGUGGGAACCCGUGCUACAUGUAUCUUGUCAAACGUGUUCGGAUUCCCGUCAUUGCCGCCAUUGGGUGUGCGAUGAUGGCAAUGAUAUCAAUAUGCCCAUUCAUGAAUGAUCUCGCCCCGCUGUUUGUCUUCCGCUAUGUGUGCGCCAUCGGUGGACCAAUGGCCAUCCCAAGCGUCACAGCUAUCGUCUCCAUCAUCGCGCCAGCAAAAAGACGUGGCGCAUGGACGGGCAUGACGAUGGGGGUGCAGAACUUGGCUCGUACGGUGGCGCCAGCUGUUCUCGGCGUCACCUUCGAUGCUGACUACAGGGUGCCAUUCCUUAUUUCAGGCGGUAUGAUGCUUGUCGCAUUCACGGCCUGCGUCGCACUCAUUCCGAUGGUGCCAAGUGCACAUCUUGCCAAGCCUGCUGGGAAGCCAGCUGAAGACUCGGAUUCCGAGUAUCCUGCGGCCGAGAGGUCCGAAGUCGCCAUUGAGAUGGAUGAGGCAUCAGAUGGACAAGCGCAGUCGAGUGAACCCGACGAGUUGAGCGUGCAUGCUGAGGCGUUGCUUGUAAAGCUGCGCGCGCAGCAGAAUGAUAUCAGACUUAAGCUUCGAAAGGCCAAAGAUGGACAAGGCGAGUCUGAGGUGGUAUCCCAGCACACUCCGGAGCAACGUGCGCACGCGAAAAACGAGCUGAACGAUUGGCUUGUAAUUUUACUGGAGUCGCACGGUUGGGUCAGGUGGCCUGAGCACCUCGACGGAAUAAAGAUGAUUCUUUUCAAUUCCUUUCCAAAGUUGCGUAUGACGUCCACACUAGAUAAGCUGUCUGACUUGAUCGAGGUCUUUGGCAAUCACAUCUCCAUGGCGGAGCGAUAUGACAUGUUUCAUGGUGCCGACGACUUGGGGACAUACAGGCCAGCUUGAUUUCAGCAUCGAUGUGCGCGACGUGUCUUGCGUUUGUUCCUUAUUGUGCUUUUUCAAGACUUCGCUAUGUGCCCGAAGACCUUUUGUUGCUCAGCCGACCUUACAAGGAGUGUCGGCAAGCAACGAUCGGAGUCGGCAGGAUACCGCGGGCAAGUUGUCAACGCACACCGAGACACUUUUUGCCGUGAUUCUUUCAACACGUGACCCCUAGACCUCAUGAUCCGUUCCCUCUGACCAGUCCUUUGCCCUGGGUCGUUUGUUGAUGGUCUCGGGGCCCGAGAAAUCGCCCAACGGAUGCCGA
Messenger RNA from Prorocentrum cordatum, 2245 nucleotides. Lineage: Eukaryota; Dinophyceae; Prorocentrales; Prorocentraceae. The record is from the annotation of a GenBank genome assembly.